CAAGCGGGUCCAAUCUGGCAACCCUGCUCGGGAUAACAAGAACACCGACCGGGAAAAGGAGCCAACAUCCAGUUUUUAAAGUCCCCAAACUCGCGGAUUUCCUGGCGAAAACGCAACCAGGAACGAAUUUAUUUAGGAGAAAAAGGUUGUUUGGUUUCUAGCUGGGAAUUUUUGUCCACUUUGUAACCCUCCUUUCUCCCGACGCUUCCUUUUGGAUCAUUAAAGUGCGCGAGCCGCUUUUCUUCUUCUUCUGCUUCACGGAUCCAGUGAUGUGGCUCAGGAGCUGCUGACAGAACUCCAGGAAUAACUCGAGAUAUUUCCAUAUUUCACAUUUUAAGCGUUUUUGUUUUGGAAUUUUUGUGCCUUAAGUCUCACUUUUACGCAUCGCUAAGUGGAAGAGAAAUAUUUUAUAAGGCCCAAACCCGGUGUUUGGUCGCUUUAACGGGAGUUAGCGAGCUGGCUAAGCUUGGAGCUAACACGGUGCUAAUUUAGCUUUGUGAUAAGUUUGUUUGUGGUAAUUUUUCUUUGACGAUAUUUAUAAACGCGACCAUGGUUUUUAGAGCACAGAUAAUAUAAAGGGUCUUGUUUUUAUUUUAUUUUCUGUUUUUGUUUGUUUGUUUGUUUGUUUAGCUAGUGAGUUAUGUAUUCCUCCUGAAGCGGUUAGUAACGGUAGCUAACUAGUUUAGCAUGAGCAGAAUGUCACUCUGGAGUGACUGAGGCCCUUUUCCCGAGUUUUUGGAUCCAUUUCUGAAAUCCGUUCAUGGAUUCGGUGCGUUUUUGGAUGGAUUGGAGGAGGACAACCUGCAACUGAAACCGCUUUACAAACUCACACUGCUGAUUUUUAGAUCUGAAUUCAUCUUCCUCAAACACUGGCUGAAAAUCCCACAUCAGUGCUGUAAAGAUGAUGUGCGAGGUGAUGCCCACCAUCAGCGAGGCGGAGGUGGGGAGUAAUGGAGGGGGGCGGGGCUCUGGGUCUCCUCUCCAAUCGGAUUCCGAAGGACAUUUCGAGUCUCUGAUGGUGUCCAUGCUGGAGGAGAGGGACAGGCUCCUGGACACGCUGAGGGAGACGCAGGAGAAUCUGGGUCUGACGCAGGGCAAACUGCACGAGGUCAGCCACGAACGAGACGCCCUGCAGAGGCAGCUCAACUCCGCCCUGCCUCAGGAGUUUGCAGCGCUGACUAAGGAGGUGAAUAUGUGCAGGGAACAGCUGCUAGAGAGAGAAGAAGAAAUUGCCGAGUUAAAGGCUGAGCGCAACAACACACGACUGCUCCUGGAGCAUUUGGAGUGUUUGGUGUCUCGUCACGAGCGCUCGCUCAGGAUGACGGUGGUGAAGCGUCAGGCUCAGAGUCCUGCUGGAGUCUCCAGUGAAGUGGAAGUUCUCAAAGCCUUAAAAUCCCUGUUUGAGCAUCAUAAAGCCCUGGAUGAGAAGGUGAGAGAGAGAUUGCGUGUUGCUCUGGAAAGGUGUAGCGCAUUGGAGGAGCAGUUAACAGCUUCUCAUAAAGAGAACACCUUACUGCGAGAGCAGAGCAAUCAGAAGAAAUUUCUCAUCGACAGCACAGCAGAGAUCAACCACAACUCUGAAAGCACACCCAGUACCAAUGGCAAGAGGUCCUCCGAUGGCUCUUUGGGUCCUGAUGAGGAGGUGGGAAAAGUGUCGGAGCUGCAGGAGGUGAUGGACAGACAGAGUAAAGAGCUGCUGCAGAUGAAGGAGCGCGUCGUUACCCUCAGCAGCAGAGUGAACGAGCUGGAGGAGGAUCUGGACACAGCCCGCAAAGACCUCAUCAAAUCGGAGGACGUGAACACUCGCCUCCAAAGGGACAUACGAGAGUCUCUUGCUCAGAAGGAUGACAUGGAGGAGAGGAUAACGACACUAGAGAAACGCUACCUGGCAGCUCAGAGAGAAGCAACGUCUGUUCACGACCUGAACGACAAACUCGAGAACGAACUCGCCAACAAGGAGUCGCUCUUCCGCCAGACGGAGGAGAAGAACAGGCAGCUGCAGGAACGACUCGAGCUCGCCGAGCAGAAACUCCAGCAGACCAUCCGCAAAGCCGAGACGCUUCCGGAGGUGGAGGCGGAGCUUGCUCAACGAGUCGCCGCCCUCAGCAAGGCUGAGGAAAGGCAUGGCAACGUGGAGGAGCGCCUGCGACAGAUGGAGGCUCAGCUGGAAGAGAAAAACCAGGAACUGCUCAGGGCUCGUCAGCGCGAGAAGAUGAACGAAGAGCACAACAAGCGUUUGUCUGAUACGGUGGAUAAACUUCUCUCGGAGUCCAAUGAGAGGCUUCAGCUGCAUCUAAAGGAGAGAAUGGCUGCGCUGGAGGACAAGAACGCCCUCAUCCAUGAGCUGGAGCACACAAAGAAACUGAUUGAAGAGUCUCAUCAUGAAAAGGAGCAGCUCCUGAUCCAGAUCGAGACGAUGCGAUCGGAGAACGAUCAAGAUCGCAGCAGGAGCAACUCGUUGCUACACCAGGGACGCUCUCACAUGGGCAGCACACCAGACUUCAGGUACCCAGUCUCUGCGUCCUCCAUGAUUGACAGCCAUUCUGACCAGUACAGCAGCUCGCUGGUGCUGAGACGGCCCCAGAAGGGGCGGGCUGCUGCUCUGCGAGAUGAGCCCUCCAAGGUGCAGACUCUGAACGAGCAGGAAUGGGAGCGCGUACAGCAGGCCAACGUCUUGGCCAAAGUGGCGUAUGCGUUUGAGAGUGACAUGGACGUGUCCGAUUUGGAGGAUGACCGAGAGACGAUUUUCAGUUCAGUGGACCUGCUGUCCCCUGCUGGACAGACAGAUGCACAAACGCUCGCGCUCAUGCUGCAAGAGCAGCUCGAUGCCAUCAACAACGAGAUUAGAAUGAUUCAGGAGGAGAAGGAGAACACGGCACUACGAGCCGAAGAGAUCGAGUCGAGAGUCGGGAGCGGUGAAAGUCUCGGCUCCCGGUUCCGCUCCAUGAGCUCGAUACCGCCCUCUUAUGGUUCCCCCCACCCUAGCUCAGCACUUUCUGGCUCCUCCCCUCCAGGUUCAGGUCACUCCACCCCUCGGCGAGUUCCCAACAGAGAUCUUGACCGCAUGGGGGUCAUGACGCUGCCUGCGCAAGAUGACAAAGCAUCGAUCACGUGCGAGACAUCUCCUCCGUCUACUCCUCGCUCAGCAAGGCUCAAUAAAGGAGGGCAUGCUGCCAGUCACGAAGACAUCCGAGACAUCCGAAGUAUUUCUGCAAUGCAGGACGGUCAGGGCAGUAACCCCAGCAGCAGUAACAGCAGUCAGGACUCCCUCAAUAAAACGGCGAAGAAGAAAAGCAUCAAGUCUUCCAUCGGCCGCUUCUUUGGCAAGAAGGAGAAAGGAAGGCUGAGUCUCCCAGGAAAAGACUCCUCCAGCCAAGGAGGCGCUCCAGAGGGAGAAGCUUCGCUGGAUUCAGUGGGCCUUGGCAAACUCGGAGGCCCUGGUGAAAAGAACAGGAAGCUGCAGAAGAAUCCCAAAACAGGGCAUGAAUUGCUGGAAGAAGCUCGUAGGCAGGGGCUUCCUUUCGCCCAGUGGGACGGACCGACUGUAGUCGUCUGGCUGGAGCUGUGGGUGGGAAUGCCAGCGUGGUACGUGGCAGCUUGCCGUGCCAACGUGAAGAGCGGAGCCAUCAUGUCUGCUCUAUCAGACACCGAGAUCCAAAGAGAGAUCGGCAUCAGUAACCCGCUGCACCGCCUCAAGCUCCGCCUCGCCAUCCAGGAAAUCAUGUCAUUAACCAGCCCUUCGGCUCCACCCACUUCCAGAACGUCCACGGGGAAUGUGUGGGUUACACAUGAGGAGAUGGAGAGCCUGGCAGCUACACCACCCACGGAGGACGACGAGGGCAGCUGGGCCCAGACUCUGGCUUACGGAGACAUGAACCACGAGUGGAUCGGGAACGAGUGGCUGCCCAGCCUGGGUUUGCCUCAGUACCGAAGUUACUUUAUGGAGUCUCUAGUGGACGCACGUAUGCUGGACCAUCUGACCAAGAAGGAUCUGCGUGGCCAGCUAAAGAUGGUGGACAGCUUCCACAGAAACAGUUUCCAGUGUGGUGUGAUGUGUCUGAGGAGGCUAAACUAUGACCGGAAAGAGCUCGAGAAAAGACGAGAGGAAUCCCAGAUGGAGACGAAAGAUGUUCUGGUGUGGAGUAACGAGCGUUUGAUUAAAUGGGUACAGCUUAUUGGGUUGAAGGACUAUGCACACAACCUGCAGGAGAGUGGGGUGCAUGGAGCGCUAGCGGCCCUGGAUGAAACAUUUGAUCACAACACACUCGCCCUGCUGCUGCAGAUCCCCACUCAGAACACACAGGCGCGAUCAGUUCUGGAGAGAGAGUACAAUAACCUGCUUGCUGUGGGAACAGAGCGGAAACUAGAGGAGGAUGAUGAUAAGAAUUUCCGGCGAGCUCCAUCCUGGAGAAAGAAGUUUCGGCCCAAAGAUGUCCGUGGCUUCAGCUCCGAUACGCUGCCCGCGAACUUCAGAGUGACCAAUAGCACAUCCACUUCACCUGCCAUUCAGCCAAAGAAACACCAGCUGGACGUUUAUGCUCAUUAUCUCUAUAGGUGAAGUCUCUGAAGACGAGGCGUCCCCUUCAGGCUGGGAGCGGAAUGCACAAGGACUCUAAGAUUUUGAAGGGCGACGUCUCUGCCGUCGAGGACACAUUUUAGAUUCACGGAUUAUUCUAUUUAUGGGACAUUUCAUUUAUUUAGUUACGUUUAUGCCUUUCUCCUCCCUCCUUUUUCAUAUCACGUUUAACUCUUUCAGGUGUAAUUGAAUGUAUUACAGAUCUGAAGUUUGUACAUUUUCUAUCUAAUCUAAUCAUGAUUUUUUUUAAAAAAUAAUCCUCAUUUCCUUAAUUGUCCAGAUCUUUGUUUUGUGAUGACGAAACCUGAGAUGAUAGCGAUUUUAUGACUGACAUGAUUUUAUUUCCUCCCCUCCUUUUGUUCUUUCGUUCUUCAAAUCCAUUUGGCUGUUGAUUUUACGAUGUAUUAUGUGAAUAUCAGAAUUGGUGCAUAUCUUGGAGCAUUUGUUCCACAGACUGUAUGGAACAUUUAUUAUUAUUAUUGUUGUUGUUGUUUGUUAUUAUUAUUAUUAUUAUUAUUCCCACCCCCCAGCCCUGAUUCCCUCCCCUCGUCUGUUUCCUCUUUCUCUUGUGUGAUACCAAAACAUGUGAUAAGCCAUAAACGGUAGCAACGACGAGGGCUACUUUCGGAUGCAUCUUUCAGCAGUCGCCUUUUCCAUAUGCUGAAUCUCUCCAUUCCUUUUCUCCUGCACAUGAGACACGCAUGAAGGACAUGUGUAUAGGUGUGCGCGUGCGUGUGUGCGCUUCUUCUCCGCUGGACCAACCUCACUGUGGCCUAAGCUCUAACUGCAGUGUCCGAAAAUGGCGCGACUUGACCCUUCGGCGAAACUCCUACGUCUGAUUUAAGCCUUACUUCCUCCCUCUGUUUGUAUUUAUUCUGCUUCACCUCGCGUGAUCACGGCCUUUUAAUCUUUUCACGCGUCAUAUCAAAUACAAAGGCUGGACUGUAUUAUAACUCUUAGGGUGUCCGAUUUUUGACCCAAACAAACACUUCAAGUUCGUACCCUACCUUUCUUUUGUCCUUUUGGUGGUUUUAAGUCUCUUAUGCACAAUUCCAAUCAUGUGGUGUUCUCUCCAUUGUUAAAAAUUUCUGAUCUCGUAACAGAAGUAUGCUGUACAGUCUGAGUACUUAUGAACUAUUUUUUAUCACAGUAUUAUUUAUUGCUUCCUUUCAAUAAAAAUACUGAUCCCUAUUUUCCACUGCCAAUAAAAAGACUAAGUCUUUGCUUUAAAAAAAA
Molecule: messenger RNA, 5812 nt
Organism: Neoarius graeffei (lesser salmon catfish)
Lineage: Eukaryota; Metazoa; Chordata; Actinopteri; Siluriformes; Ariidae
Gene: ppfia1
Product: PTPRF interacting protein alpha 1
Exons: 30
Coding region: 902-4558 (1218 amino acids)
Biological process (GO): synapse organization
Cellular component (GO): presynaptic active zone
Molecular function (GO): protein binding
Source: RefSeq, a predicted model, not a curated record